Sander lucioperca (pikeperch) is the source of this 1366-nucleotide messenger RNA. It is a transcript of the gene hus1, whose product is annotated as HUS1 checkpoint clamp component. Lineage: Eukaryota; Metazoa; Chordata; Actinopteri; Perciformes; Percidae. Bases 150 to 1007 code for a protein of 285 amino acids. The transcript is spliced from 8 exons. Gene Ontology annotation, biological process: mitotic DNA replication checkpoint signaling; mitotic intra-S DNA damage checkpoint signaling; double-strand break repair via homologous recombination. The record is from RefSeq and is a predicted model, not a curated record. Gene Ontology annotation, cellular component: nucleolus; checkpoint clamp complex; site of double-strand break.
UUUUCGCUGGCUGCUGUUCCCCUGUCGGACCCCAGACACGGACGGACCAAACAAAGGCGGCGGUGCGCUUUAAAAAAACACCAAUGCUAAAUGAAGUGCGCAUCUCGCUGACUUCAGAGUUUAAGGAGCUAUAAGUGUCACAACUCAAGAUGAAGUUUCGGGGGAAAAUCAUAGACAUCGCCUGUCUCAACCAUUUCACCCGAGUCAUCACCACCAUCUCCAAGCUGACCAAGACGUGCGUCCUGCGUCUGACUCCAGACAACCUCUUCUUCGUCCUGUCCGGUAAAGUGGCCAACGGAGGCGUCAGCAUGUGGUGUGAGCUGUCCCAGGCCAACUUCUUCGAUGAGUACCAGAUGGAGGGCGUGUCCCCUGAGGACAACGAGAUCUGCCUGGAGGUGACUCCAGAGAACCUGUCCAGAGCGCUGAAGACCAUCCAGAACGCCAAGGCCGUCAAGGUUAAACUGACCAAGAAGCACUGCCCCUGCCUCACCAUCGCCGCCGAGCUGCCCACCCUCUCCAGCAUCAGUCGAGUCGUCACCCACGACGUCCCGGUCGACGUCAUCCCCCGCAGACUCUGGAACGAAUUCAAAGAGCCGAGCAUGCCCGACUUCGACGUCAGUAUCUACCUGCCUCCUCUGAAGACACUGAAGAACAUCGUGGACAGAAUGAAGAACCUCUCCAACUUCCUGGUGAUUGAGGCCAACCUGAGUGGAGAGAUGAACCUGAAGAUCGAGACAGAUCUGGUUUCUGUCACCACUCACUUCAAAGACCUGGGGAACCCUCCGUGGGGUGACGACGCCUCCCAGGACGGCGGUCCGUCUCAGAGCAGGGACCCAGAGGCCAUGGCCCAGGCCAGGGUGGACAUCAGGAAGCUGCAGCAGUUCCUCAUGGGUCAGCAGGUCAACCCCAGCAAGGCCAUGUGCAAUAUCGUCCAUGAGAGGGUCGUCCACCUGAUUCUGCUGCAUGAAGACGUGUCGCUGCAGUAUUUCAUCCCCGCUGUGGCGUAGACGCUCUGCAGACCCAAGUCACUUCUGCUCACUGUGAGUUUGGGGACAUAUAAAAUGGGUUUUGGACAGAGGAUUGUCUUCCCCCUCCUCCCCGUGGAACCCAUGAGACUAAACUCUCAAUGUCUGGGAGUCUGUCCCACACGGAGGCUGGUUUCAGUCCUCACAGCGGACCUAAGGAAGAGCUCACACGUUCUCAGGACGUGCUGGUGAAUCCACAUUUAUCACGACAGAGUCGGACGGUCGAGACAAAACAGAAAACUCAACAAGUUGCACAUUAACCCUUGUUUUGUCUUCCGGUCGACCGUGCAACUUUUCGUUUUUCUGGGUCAAAAUUUUUAAUUAAAAACUUUUUCAACACU